Molecule: messenger RNA, 1440 nt
Organism: Anopheles darlingi
Lineage: Eukaryota; Metazoa; Arthropoda; Insecta; Diptera; Culicidae
Gene: Spx
Product: splicing factor 3B subunit 4
Exons: 2
Coding region: 11-1252 (413 amino acids)
Biological process (GO): positive regulation of mRNA splicing, via spliceosome
Cellular component (GO): nucleolus; U12-type spliceosomal complex
Molecular function (GO): RNA binding
Source: RefSeq, a predicted model, not a curated record
AGUGAGCACGAUGGCCGCCGGUCCGAUUGCGGAACGAAAUCAAGAUGCCACGAUUUACGUCGGCGGUUUGGAUGACAAAGCCACCGAAACGCUGCUCUGGGAGCUGUUCGUGCAGAGCGGCCCCGUCGUGAAUGUUCACAUGCCGAAGGAUCGCGUCACGCAGAUGCACCAGGGUUACGGAUUCGUGGAGUUCCUGGGUGAAGAGGAUGCCGACUACGCGAUCAAGAUCAUGAACAUGAUCAAGCUGUACGGGAAACCGAUCCGUGUGAACAAAGCGUCGGCACAUCAGAAGAGCCUCGACGUCGGAGCCAACAUUUUCAUCGGCAACCUGGAUCUCGAGGUGGAUGAAAAGCUGCUGUACGACACGUUCUCUGCCUUCGGCGUGAUCCUGCAGACGCCCAAGAUUAUGCGCGAUCCGGAGACGGGUAACUCAAAGGGCUUCGCCUUCAUCAACUUCGCCAGCUUCGAGGCGUCCGAUGCGGCUAUGGACGCGAUGAACGGUCAGUACCUUUGCAAUCGGCCCAUCUCCGUAUCGUACGCGUUUAAGAAGGAUUCCAAGGGCGAACGGCACGGAUCGGCCGCUGAGCGUUUACUGGCCGCUCAGAACCCACUAUCGCACGCUGAUCGUCCCCAUCAGCUGUUCGCCGAUGCUCCGGUUCCUCCGUCGAUGCAUCCUGCCAUGAUGGGAGGGCAUCCGAUGAUGCCACCACCGUUGAUGGCACCACCUCCACCCCCAACGAAUCCGGCUUCUGUCUUACCGCAACCACCGGUAAUGCCACCGCCACCGCAAGCUCCGUCGGGUUACGGUGUUCCGGGUGCGAUUCCGCCUCCUCCGCUACCGCCACCGAUGGGUGUUCAACCGCAGCCACCACUGCCAGCCGCUCCGAUGGGUAUUCCGCCGCCUCCGAGGAUGAUUCCACCGCCACCGUGGCAACAACCGGGUGCUCCAAUGCCACCGGCACCGGUCGGUGUUCCGGCACCUCCACCGGCUCCCUCAGCACCAUUUCCACCACCACCUCCGGCCUUCCCGCCAGGUGCUGGCGGUGCAGGAGCCUUUCCACCACAACCACCAGCACCGGGAGCACCGAGACCGCCGCCUCCGGGUUCACUAAGACCUCCGCAGCCUCCGCCACCCCAACUACCCGGAUUUCCACCACGCCCACCACCAGCAAGCGCAUUCCCCUCUCAACCACGACUACCACCACCCCCACCAUCGAGCAACUACCCGACCGAAGGCUAUGGUGGCUACUAAUCCGGAUGUGCAGUACCCCGGCAGACAAGAACAACGCAGGAACACAGGUUGAAUGCAUUUUCCUCCCUCCUUUCUCAUGGACGUCGACGUCGACGCUAUUCUGCUGUAUUCAUUUUUCCUCCCAAUAUGGUACAAUCAAAUAAUACAAAAAUUUAAAAAAAAUGGAAUAUCAACACCAUUUUGCGCGC